Messenger RNA from Prunus armeniaca (apricot), 483 nucleotides. The record is from the annotation of a GenBank genome assembly. NCBI's taxonomy places the organism in Eukaryota, Viridiplantae, Streptophyta, Magnoliopsida, Rosales, Rosaceae.
AUGGUUUUGCAGACAGAAACAGUUGACUUGUCUGAUCAAAAGAGCAGGUCAGAUGGUUCUGGGAAAUAUUUCAGGGAAAGUAACAUUGAGAGGCAUCGUUCAAUUGGUUCAGAUGGGCUUCCUUGUGUUGGUCAGACAAUAAAACCAGAUGAAGAAUAUUAUAGCAUCUAUAAUGAGGUAAACAAUGAGCGACAUGCCGUCAAACGAAAAGGUUCAGAGGCUGUCAUCGUUGACUAUGUUGCUAUAGAUGGGAAGAAGCAUCUUCAGAAUCAUCCGCAGAAGGGUUUCAUUUCCUAUGUUAAAUUCUUUUCUUUUGAGCAGUUGUGGCCUGAUAUUGAUAUGCCAUUUUCUGAUGUUACGGGAAUGCGUCCAGAUCUUAUCAUCAAUCCACAUGCAUUUCCUUCAAGGAUGGCAAUAGGAAUGCUCUUGGAAUCGAUUGCUGCACAGACAAAGUACAGAUGUUUAUGUUCUGUGGUGGCCUGA